This is a messenger RNA of Dictyostelium discoideum AX4, 2625 nucleotides long. RefSeq lists its product as hypothetical. Gene Ontology annotation, molecular function: guanyl-nucleotide exchange factor activity. The transcript has 2 exons. The record is from RefSeq and is a predicted model, not a curated record. The coding region runs from base 1 to 2625 and encodes 874 amino acids. NCBI's taxonomy places the organism in Eukaryota, Evosea, Eumycetozoa, Dictyosteliales, Dictyosteliaceae.
AUGGGACCAAAAAAAAACAAUAGGAAUAAAUCCAAAAAUAACACCAAUACCACCAGUGUUAAGCCUAAAGUUGAUGAAGAAAUUUUAUCACAAGAUCCAGUUUCAACUGAAGAUACACCAACUCUUUUAUCACCUCCAUCAGAAAUUACACCAGAUGAACCAUCUUCAAUAGUUGAAGAGAAUAAAAAACAAAAUAAUGAUAAUAAUAAUAAUGAGAGAAAAGAUAAUAUAGUUGAAUCUGUUGAAGAAAAAGAAUUAAUUUGUAAUAAUAAUAAUAAUGAAAAUAAAGAUGAAAAUAAUAAUAAUAAAACUACAACUGCUACUACCACUACCACUACCGCCACUACAAAUGUAAAAUUAGAAAAUAAUAAUAAUAAUAACAAUAAUAUAAAUAAUGAAAUUAAAGAAAUUAUUAAUGAAGAUGAUGAUGAUAAUAAUAAUAAUAAUGAAAUAAAUAAAGAUUGGAAAACAUUAUAUUUUAUAACAAGUAAACAAAUGAAUUUAGAAAGAAUUAAAACUGAAACAUUAGAAAGUUUAAUUAUUCAAAAGGAUAAAGAGAAUCAACAAUUAUUGGAACAAGUUACUAGAUUAGAAACAGAAUUAUUAACUGAAAGAAGAAGAAUCAAUAGAACCGUUGGUACAAUUAGACAUGGUACAAGAAAACUUUUAAGUACUGUUAAAUUUGAUCAUAAUAUUGAUAUCGCUUCAAUCAUUGAUGAUUUAAAUAAUAUUGACUCCUCAAUUUCUGCAUCACCCUCAUUCGCUGAUGACUUAAAUUUAACAUCUGCUUCAAUCCUAAAUUCAAAUAGUAAUAGUUUCUCUGAUUUCAGUUCUGAUCAAUUAUUAAAUAAAUUGAAUAGUUAUCAUAAUUCAUCUUCAUCUUUAAAUAGUAAUACUAAUAAUAAUAAUAAUAAUAAUAAUAAUAGUCAUCACCAUCAUCAUCAAAAUAAUAGUAUUGAACGUUCAAUUAAUUUAAGUAAUGGUCCUAGUAUUGGUGGUACAAUUAGAUUAUCAACAUCAACUAAUUCUGUUAAUUCAAUUAGUGUUGGUAGUGAUUCCGGUAAUAAUGCAACCACUACUACUGCUACUACUACUGCAACCAAUACCAAUGCCAAUGCUACAUCAACAACAUCAACAUCAUUAUCAACAACAACAACAACAACAACUACAACAACAGCAACAUCACCAACCAUUACAAUUAAUCCACCACCAUUACAAAGGGAUUAUAUUGAAUGUAUUACAGUUGUACAAUCAUUAGUUAGAAGAUGGUUAGCAAGAAAGAGAUACAAGAAAUUAAGAACCAAGAGAGCAAUCGUUGAAGAAUUAUUUGAAACUGAAUCAACCUAUGUCAAUCAUUUAUCAAAUCUUUUAAAGAUUUUCAUCAAUCCAUUAAAAGCUAAAAAAGGUGAUUCAAUCUUACCAGCUGAUGAUUUUGAUCAAAUCUUCUCUUCAAUUCAAACAAUCUAUAAAACAAAUUCUUACUUUUUAGAUCAAGUUGAUGAAAUAUUUAAAAAGUUUAAUAAAUGGUCAUGUUUUGGUGAAAAAGUUUUAAAAUUAGUACCAUUAUUUAAUUGUUAUAUAGAUUAUAUUAUAAACUUUGAAUGUUCACAAAAAUAUUUAAAGAAAGCGUUAAGUAGUAAUUCAACAUUUGCAAACUUUGUUAAACAAGGUAAUGCCAAGAAAGAAUUGGAUGAUUUAGAUCUUGAAGAUUUAUUGAUUAUGCCAGUUCAAAGAAUUCCACGUUAUAUUAUGUUAUUCAAAGAGAUUAGAAAGUUUACACCAUUAUAUCAUAACGAUUUCAGUGGUAUCGAUAAGACAUUGGAAGCAUUCAAAGCAUUUGCUCAAAAGGUAAACACUCAAUCUGGUUUCAGAAAAAAGGUUUUACAAUUGGAAGAUAGAAUUUUAAAUUAUAAAGAUGAUAUCACUUCAAACUCUAGAAUCCUUUUAAGAGAGGGUCCUUUGAAAUUUAAAAAAUCAAGUGAAUAUGUAUUUUUAUUUAAUGAUAUGAUUUUAGUUUGUCAUCCAUCACAUUCUAAAAAAAAUAAAUCAAAAUUAUCAUUAGGUACACCAGUAACUACUGUAAAUAAUAAUAAUAAUAAUAAUAAUAGUAAUAAUAAUAGUAAUAAUAGUAAUAAUAAUAAUAGUAGUAGCAGUAAUAAUAAUAAUAAUAAUAAUAGUGGUAAUGGUAAUACACCAACAUCAACAACACCAAUUAUUAUAUCAACAAAUCCACCAUCUUCACCACCAACUUUAAGAGAAACAACAUCAAGUAUGAAUUUACUCGAAAACUCUCAUUCAUCAACUGUAGUUAAUGUUUUAGGUUCAAGUAAUGGAAGUAAUCAAUCAUUGAACUCAUUGGUUGUUAAUGAAUUCCAUAGUAGUAAUGUUGAUAUUAAUUUCAAAUUCUUACAAAAAUAUCCAUUAGAUUCAAGAGUUAAAAUCAUUCAAGAUUUAACUGAACCAAAAUUCACCGUUUUAGUACCAGACUCUUACAGUAUUGACUUUUUCGCAACUACAAUUGAAGAAAGACAAGUUUGGGUUUCUGAAAUUAAUAAAUUACUUACCGUAAUUUCAAAUAAUUGUUUGGAUAAAGCAAAUUUAGAUCUUAUAAAUUCUUUACAAUAA